UUUUUUUUUUUCCUCCUCCUGCUCUCCUAUUUUCUGCUCUCUUCUUCUUCUUCUUCUCCUUUCUUCCAUCUCAUCCCCCCUCAAUCCUCUUUGGCUUCCUCUCCUGCCUCUUCUAUUUCACUUUCCUCCCUCCCUUCUUUCUCUCUCCCCCGCGUCCUGUUCCCCGCUUUCGGAACGAAUACCUCACAAUGUCCACCACUUCCACAUCUACCCCUCAACAGGUCAAGGAUGAGGUCAAGAUCACAGACCCCAAGCCUGUAAACCAGACCAUCGCCCAGAUCCGCUCUCUCGCGGCUGGCGCGACUGGUGGUCUUUGCGCCGUUAUUGUCGGUCACCCGUUCGACUUGGUUAAGGUGCGACUGCAGACGGCGGAGAAGGGUGUCUACUCGGGUGCAAUUGAUGUUGUGAAGCGCACAGUUGCCCGUGAGGGUCUUGCGAGGGGUUUGUAUGCUGGUGUUUCGGCGCCGUUGGUUGGAGUUACUCCUAUGUUCGCUGUUAGCUUCUGGGGUUAUGAUGUGGGCAAGCAACUUGUCAACAGCUUGUCGACUGUUCGCGUGGAAAACAACACCCCCCAGUACUCAAUUGCCCAGAUCUCCGCGGCUGGUUUCUUCUCCGCCAUCCCCAUGACCCUGAUCACCGCUCCCUUUGAGCGUGUCAAGGUGCUCCUCCAGAUCCAGGGCCAGAACCCUCCUCCCCCGGGCCAGAAGCCCAAGUACUCCGGCGGUUUGGAUGUGGUCAAACAAUUGUACAAGGAGGGUGGUGUUCGCAGUGUCUUUCGUGGUAGCGCAAUGACUCUGGCCCGUGACGGUCCUGGUUCUGCCGCCUACUUCGCGGCCUACGAGUACAUUAAGCGUUCUUUGACACCCAAGGAUGAGCGGGGCAAUGUCACCGGUCAGCUGUCGCUUCCUGCCGUUUUGGCUGCUGGUGGUGCGGCCGGUAUUGCCAUGUGGAUCCCUGUUUUCCCUGUCGACACUAUCAAGUCGAGAUUGCAGAGUGCCCCCGGCAAGCCUACCAUCGGAGGUACCAUCCGUGCUGUCUACGGUAAUGGUGGAUUCAAGGCCUUCUUCCCUGGUUUCGGCCCUGCCCUGGCCAGAGCCGUCCCUGCCAACGCCGCUACUUUUGCCGGUGUCGAACUGGCCCACAACUUCAUGAAGAAGCUCUUCGACGACGAAUAGAUGAUAGAUCCUGACUAUCGGAAUAACAAAAGAGGAGGACGACUCAUAGAGGUAUUGUAAAUGUACCGUACCUUUUUUCUUUCUGUGUUUGCGGCGUUCUUGCCCAUUUUGAGCAUUUGUCUGGCAAGCUGGAUGUCCUAUUUUCCAUUGUUUAGAUUUAUGGUUUUCCCGUUGUUCAUCUAUACCUUUUUUU
This is a messenger RNA of Aspergillus wentii DTO 134E9, 1368 nucleotides long. Its product is annotated as carnitine:acyl carnitine antiporter. Bases 189 to 1175 code for a protein of 328 amino acids. Gene Ontology annotation, cellular component: mitochondrial envelope. The transcript has 5 exons. The record is from RefSeq and is a predicted model, not a curated record. Gene Ontology annotation, molecular function: O-acyl-L-carnitine transmembrane transporter activity. Lineage: Eukaryota; Fungi; Ascomycota; Eurotiomycetes; Eurotiales; Aspergillaceae. Gene Ontology annotation, biological process: mitochondrial transport; carnitine transmembrane transport.